AUGCAGCAGGAGCCCUUUCCAGGACGUGGAGAAUGCAGGGAGGGGUUUGGGCCUGGCGAGACCUAUCGUUUCGGAACGUCAAGGUGCAAUACGAUUACGCUCUGCAGUUGGGAUGAAUUCCUGGCACAACUACCUGAGUGCUGGUCUUCUGCUACGGUUCUUUAUCCCAACGUUACUUUCUGCGGCCCAGAUGCAAACACAAGCGGAGUACCAGACUUUGGUAUUCCAUUGACAGUUUCCGCCACAGUAUUUGACGCCCCACGACCUUCCCUUGAGGCAUGCUUUCACGUGCCCGCAGGCUUGUGCCCAACUUACGUGUGCACCAGCAAUGACACAACCGCAUUUUGCUAUGAUUCAACUGGAAUCACUUGCAAUGCUCCAAACGCCGACCCAAACUCUCGAGUUUGUCAACCCUGGACGGAGGGCACAGAGUUUUGCGUCGUAAGCGCCAUCCUUGAUUCGAAUGAGACCAGCCUGGCCGAGAUCGUCUAUUUUGCGGUCCAGUGGGAGUGCUGCCCCACCACUACACCAACAACCACCACUACACCAACGACCAAGACCAAGCCGUAUACUCCGUACAAGCGCAGGCUGCGUGACUGGCGCCGCCAAAAGCGACGCUGGCUGAGAAAGGCAGCGCCGGCGGCAAUAUCCUAA
Symbiodinium sp. CCMP2456 is the source of this 654-nucleotide messenger RNA. NCBI's taxonomy places the organism in Eukaryota, Dinophyceae, Suessiales, Symbiodiniaceae. The record is from the annotation of a GenBank genome assembly.